AUGGCAGACUCGCUGCUGCAGGUCAGGCGGGCUCCUGGCCGCUUCGUACGGUCGCGGGCGCGCAAGGCCUGGCCCCAGCUCAUUUUCAGCCGUCGACUACGCUGCUGGCCUGGGUCCCUGAGCUGGUGCGGCCGGCGGCGGCUACGACGACGGCUACUGCAGGCCCAGGCAGCAGGCGUGGACUUGCGGGAGAGCGGCUGCCUGGCAUCUGGCGCGGCGGCGCCGGCGGCAGAGGAGGUUGUAUCCCGGCGACUCAAAGCCGCGGCUCUCCGCUCCGUCCCUGCCGCGACCCCUGACCCCGCCCCCACCCCGGUGGUUCCCUUCUUGACCCAAAUCCCUACCCCGUUGCCCGCCGGCCGCGGCCGCGCGGUGUUGCUGCUGCCGCUGGAGCAGUCUUUUUUUUUCAGCGGCAUCUGUCGUGUGACUUGCCUCUAUGGCCGGGUACAAGUGUUUGGCUUUACCCUCAGCCCAGGCCAGCCUGCCUGCGAGGCCUUCUCUGCUUAUACCAACUGUCUCCUGAGCAUCACAGCUGUUCCAUAUCCCGUGCCUGAGAAGAGCAGGAAGGAGAUGAAAAGGGAAGUCCGAGCUGUGCUCAGAGCGCAUCUUACCCUGGAUAACAGAUGCCGACUGAUGAGGUGCUUCUCUCCUCUGUGUUCCAUUGUGUUGUUACAACGUCUGAAAACCCCAGCGAUGGAGUUCAUAAUCAGCCAUCCAGGUUUAUCCUGCCUCUUCUUACAAGAGACUGAGACGACCCAGCGCUCCACCUGUGAGUACAAAACCUUAAAGGCUGUUGGCAUCAGGAGAAACAAGAGGAAAAACGGGCAUCAGUUAACGGAGAGUGCCUUCUCCGCAGUGAACGCGUUGGUCAGUGCUGUUUGCGAGGAAUCAGAUGGCUGUCCUGUUAUUCUGGUGUGUGGAACCCAAGAUAUUGGGAAGUCAACAUUCAAUAGAUACCUCAUAAACCAGUUGUUAAAUUGUAUUCCCUGUGUUGACUAUUUGGAAUGUGAUUUAGGACAGACGGAAUUUACUCCUCCUGGCUGCAUUUCUCUGUUGAAUGUCACAGAACCAGUUCUAGGCCCGCCUUUCACGCACCAGAGGACGCCACAAAAGAUGGUGUAUUACGGGAAAACGACCUGUAAAAACAACUUUGAACAUUAUAUUGAGAUCAUCAAGUAUGUGUUCAGCGCUUACAAGAAAGAGUCUCCUCUCCUCAUCAACACCAUGGGAUGGGUGACAGACAAAGGGCUCUCACUGCUCAUUGAUCUCAUCCGCCUGCUCUCACCCAGCCACGUCGUCCAGUUAAGCUCUAGCCGGAGUAAGUACAUUCCGAACCUCACCCCCGACUAUGUGGAUGACACCGAGGGCUUCUACACGAAAAGGAGGACCAAGAUCAGAAACCGGGGUUUCCACAUCCCAGAAGCAGAGAAUUUGGAGUUUGUUGAGGACGAAAGAGACAGUCCAGUUGUGUUUGCUGGGCACAAGCUGAUAACCGUUCGAUCAGAGUUUGCAUUUCGAAAAACCCCCAGAAACAGAGAAUUACAUAACAGGGUUUUCCGGGACUUGGCCGUCUUGAGUUACCUUGGCAAGCUGCAGGCCUCAAACCCAAAGUCACUCUCUCCUUUGCACGGUCUGACGCCCUACCAGGUCCCCUUCAACGCAGUUGCACUGCAGAUCAUGCACGCGGAUGUUGCCCCGACCCACAUCUUGUACGCAGUGAACGCCAGCUGGGUCGGCCUCUGCAAGAUCCAGGACGACGUCAGAGGCUACGUGAACGGGCCCAUCCUCCUCGCCCAGACUCCCCUGUGUGACUGUGUGGGGUUUGGGAUCUGCCGAGGGAUUGACGUGGAGAAGAGGCUGUACCACAUCCUUACCCCUGUGCCCCCCGAGGAGCUAAGAAGUGUGAACUGCCUGCUGAUCGGGGCGAUUUCCGUCCCUCAGUGCGUCUUCAAGAACCAGGGCUUUGAGGGACCCCUGCCUUACGUCACUACAGAUUAUAAUUUUAACCUUCCUGGAGCACGAGAAAAAAUUGGAGCAAGAGACCCCGAGGAAACCUACGAGGAGAAAAGAUACUGGAGACCCAAGCUGUCUCAGAAAGUACACCGCUACUGAUGGCCUUGAAACCAGGGAGUCUGUCUCCCAGACGGGUAGCCUACGUGUCCCUCGGACGCCACCUCAACAGCGCUUCGUGGCGACCAAGGCACACCCACCUAGCAGACAGUAUUUGUAUAUAACUCAUGACGUGGCUCAGAAAUGUCUUGACGCGACACGGUCGUCUCCGUGCACUCUUGUCCUUUGGUGGCAGGGGAGAAGGUGCCGUUGGACCGAGUGUGGCUGGUCCCCAAAGCUCGUCAGGUCUGCUGACUGGAACCAAGAUACGAGCGUGGGAAUCGGGCCGUACAACUGGAGCAUGGGAGAUCGAAUAGUGGGGCCGCCUCAGGAAUCGGGGCUUGGAGAUCCACCUCCCUUCUCACUGGGGUGCUGUGCAGAAUGAGGGAGUGGACACCCUGACGGAGUUUGCUUGGCUUCUGGCUGGUUGAUUCUAAAUAAGGUCAUCUCCCACUGAUGAGUGAUAAAAGAUGAUGUUUGGGCUGUUUAAUUUAAUCAGGGCUUAACAGAUUGAAAAAUAAAGUCUGAACUCAAGAGACCUUUGGUGUAAUACCGAAGAAAUGACUCUCGAAUCCAGAAAGCAUUUCCUUGGCAGGAGUGGGGUAGUGCUGUUUGGAAGGACUGGCAGGCCCACUGGGCAGUGCCAGUCAGAGUGGCCUCCGAGGGGCCGGGGACCAGGGCAGUUGUCCCUCUCCCACAGCAAAAACCAAGGGAAACCUUCCUUCGCAUGUUCAAGGGGCGAUCCUGAUCUUUACCUUCUAAGGUUGGGGGUAAAUAUUGUAAACCAGGACAAGCAGACCUGAUUGGUUGUGCAUUUAAAGGCAGGUGUGAGAUCCUGAGGCAGCUUGUCAAACUGGUGUUGGGACCAUGUCGGACCAGAGGAGCAGAACGAAUAACUUACUGGCCAGAUUAUGUGAAGGAGAGUGAGCUGUCGAGUUACCAUGCUUAUGUGUAUUCAGCUGGGUUAUCGGCGUCUGCAGUACCCUGUGGUGGCCCUUCAGCAUCUCUAACCCUCGGGAGAGGAUAGGAAUCCUCUGGCCCUCCUCGGUACUAUCGGGACCACUUUAACGCUGAGCUGAGCUUUUUCAGUUGUCUCUUGUUUACAUCCUUAUUGAGCUUGUAUUGUAUUUUUCUGUCUCGGUCUCGCAAAGAAUUUUAGAAAAUAAACCACCACCAUCAACUUAU
This is a messenger RNA of Echinops telfairi (small Madagascar hedgehog), 3291 nucleotides long. RefSeq names its product nucleolar protein 9 (gene NOL9). The record is from RefSeq and is a predicted model, not a curated record. Gene Ontology annotation, biological process: cleavage in ITS2 between 5.8S rRNA and LSU-rRNA of tricistronic rRNA transcript (SSU-rRNA, 5.8S rRNA, LSU-rRNA). The transcript is spliced from 12 exons. Gene Ontology annotation, molecular function: polynucleotide 5'-hydroxyl-kinase activity. Lineage: Eukaryota; Metazoa; Chordata; Mammalia; Afrosoricida; Tenrecidae. Gene Ontology annotation, cellular component: nucleus. The coding region runs from base 1 to 2109 and encodes 702 amino acids.